AUUCUGAAGGCUUCGUCCGGAAGUGUUAUAUAGAUAUUAAUUACGCGUGCUCUACUCGCAGGUAGUAAAUGGGUCCAGUGCCUGGUCGAGUGAGGUUUGGGUAAAUUCAAGAGGAAACUCGAGGAUUUAGACGGCAGGGAGAUGUGGUGGGUGCUGUGGGUGCUCGCCGCCUUGCUGGCUCUCUUCUGCUGUCUGGAUGUGUGGUACUUUUUGCGGGCAGCCGCUGUGAUUCUGCGGGCCUGGUUCCAGCCUCCAAUCCGGGACAUCACAGCAGAGCAGACCCUCACAGGCCGGGUCACUACACAUGACAUCGACAUGUGUCACAUGAACAAUGCCCGCUACCUCCGGGAGUGUGACUUUGCUCGCUUCUCUCUCUACACACGUAACGGUGUGUUCAAGGCCCUGCGAGCACUGCGAGCUUCAAUGGUCGUUGGGGCCACCACCAUUCGUUACCGCAGAGCUCUGUAUAUAGGGGAGGGCUACGAGCUGCGGAGCCGCAUCGUCACUUGGGAUGACAAAGCCUUUUUCCUGGAGCAGAGAUUUGUGUCGACAAAAGACGGGUUGGUGUGUGCGGUCAUGUACUGUAAGCAGAGUAUCAUACGCAGCAGCCCGGACAAGAUCAUGCAGCACCUCUGUAAGCGAAAGGUGGAGUGUCCUGAGUUUCCAGAGGAUCUUCAACACUGGGUGAACUUCAUCUCCGCCAGCAGCCAGGCUCUCAGGGCAGAGAGCGGGCUGGAGGAGAAGGACAAAUGAGGUGUUGCAUGGGCAACUGUUGAGACUGGCUUUUUGUAAAUCGGCUAACUUACCAGUUUAGGAUUGAAAAGCGCUCUGAAAGAGACAUUUGUCUUCUGUUCUUGAUUACUCGACUUGAACACACUCGUGCCUAUACCUCUGAUAACGAGACACAACAUAACACUCACCUGUGUCAACACUGGAACAAGAUUUUGAAGAUAACUUCCUCCUUUAGGAAAGUAAUAUGAAUGUGUAAGGUGCAUCCUCUUGUGCUAUGAAAGCAAUAAAACACAUCCGUUUUGAA
Labrus mixtus (cuckoo wrasse) is the source of this 1036-nucleotide messenger RNA. Its product is annotated as protein THEM6-like. The coding region runs from base 142 to 753 and encodes 203 amino acids. The record is from RefSeq and is a predicted model, not a curated record. NCBI's taxonomy places the organism in Eukaryota, Metazoa, Chordata, Actinopteri, Labriformes, Labridae. The transcript has 3 exons.